Molecule: messenger RNA, 1078 nt
Organism: Achroia grisella
Lineage: Eukaryota; Metazoa; Arthropoda; Insecta; Lepidoptera; Pyralidae
Gene: U2A
Product: U2 small nuclear ribonucleoprotein A'
Exons: 6
Coding region: 168-941 (257 amino acids)
Biological process (GO): mRNA splicing, via spliceosome
Cellular component (GO): U2 snRNP
Molecular function (GO): protein binding; U2 snRNA binding
Source: RefSeq, a predicted model, not a curated record
AAAACAUUUUCAUAAAAAAAAACAAUGCGUUCGUUUAUCGUUUAGCUUUGCAUUUAUUUCAAUCUAACUUUUCAAUUUCAAUUGAAGCCGAUUAAUUAAUUUAUGACAUCGUAAAUAAUUUCUUCCUGGUUAUAAUACAAGUUCCAGUUAAUUCUAAAACAUAAAUCAUGGUAAAACUCACUACAGAAUUGAUACAAAAUUCAAUGCAAUAUAUGAACCCAUGUAAAGACCGGGAACUUGAUCUUAGAGGUUAUAAAAUCCCUCAAAUUGAAAACUUGGGUGCUACUUUAGAUCAAUUUGAUACAAUUGAUUUCUCUGAUAAUGACAUCAGGAAACUAGACGGCUUUCCUUUGCUUAAACGGCUGAAAUGUUUAUUACUAAAUAACAACAGACUUGUGAGAAUAAGUGAAAAUAUGGAACAAUAUAUUCCAAACUUGGACACACUGAUAUUGACUAACAACAAUAUUUCAGAACUUGGUGAUUUAGAUCCACUGGCUACUCUACCAAAAUUGAAAACUCUCUCACUGAUGCAUAAUCCAGUUGCAAAUAAGCAGCAUUACAGAGCAUAUCUAGCAUACAAAAUGCCAGAAUUACGAUUGUUAGACUUCAGAAAAAUUAAACAGAAAGAAAGGGAAGAGGCUAAUAAUUUAUUCAAAAGUAAAAAAGGCAAAGAAAUACAGAAAGAAAUUACAAGGAAAGCAAAAACAUUUGUGCCUGGUGGUAAUAUGCCAGAUCCUAAAGUGACCAACCUAACUCCACAAGAAAUACACAAAAUCAGGGAGGCAAUCAAAAAUGCAUCUUCUCUUCAAGAGGUUGAGAGGUUGACAAGGAUGUUACAGUCUGGACAAAUUCCUGGACAAAAACCUUUACAACCCCAAAUACAAAGCAAUGGUCAACAAGAUGACGAAGAGAUAGAGAUGGACCAAACAAAUGGACAGUAACGCAAAAGAUAAUAAACUAAAAAGAACAGACACCUUAUUUACGUUGUAAAGGCAGAUACUACUUGCUAAUUUCUUUAUUUCUAUUAUUAAUAUACUUAAGAUAAACUAAGCUGGUAAGAACAGAAUAUGACUACUAC